Molecule: messenger RNA, 1232 nt
Organism: Durio zibethinus
Lineage: Eukaryota; Viridiplantae; Streptophyta; Magnoliopsida; Malvales; Malvaceae
Source: RefSeq, a predicted model, not a curated record
UUCCUUUCAAUUUCGUUUUAUGUCUUUUACCCUUUUUUCUGUUUUUAUUUUGGCUUUAUACAACUAAUACAUUUCCAAUUCUGAAACCUCUUUGAUCUUGCUUUUCUGUUUGUUACCUGUAAUUCUCUGUAAUAAUCAGUUUUUGAUACUCCAAAGGAGCGAGUGCCCUUUGUCGGGUUGUUGCUAUAAAUUCAAAAAUCUUCUUAAUUUCGUUGGCACUAGGCUUGCUUGCUCCCAAAGAUUUUUUUUUUUUAUUCGCUUUCGCUUUCGGUUUUGUUCUUCUUUCAAUCUCUUUGAGAAUGGUUUGCGUGGUUUCUCGUUCGGGAAGGCACUUGCAGCGAUAUGACAACCUGGGCCGCCGCCAAGUUGUCGGGUGCAUUCCCUAUAGAUACAAAUGUAGCAGUGAUGGAACUAUUAGUAAUGACCUGGAGGUUCUUGUCAUCUCCUCACAGAAAUGUCAAAAAAUGAUGUUUCCUAAGGGUGGUUGGGAGCUUGAUGAAUCUAUAGAAGAAGCUGCUUUAAGAGAAUCACUUGAAGAAGCUGGUGUUCUAGGCAAUGUUGAGUGUGAAUUGGGCAAAUGGGACUUCAUAAGCAAAAGCCAUGGCACAUUUUAUGCAGGCUACAUGUUCCCUUUGCUUGUGAAGGAAGAACUUGACUUCUGGCCAGAGCAGAAUGUGCGCCACAGAACAUGGAUGAAUGUGAAAGAAGCCAGGGAUGUAUGCCAGCAUUGGUGGAUGAAGGAAGCCUUAGACAUACUGGUUGAAAGACUGACCUCCCUGGAGCAACAGAAGGAACAAAAUAUCUCAAUUUGUUCUCUGAUUUAGUAGUAAAAAUGAAGUUGUUUGUUCAUAGGGCAUUGCCAGGCUCUGAUUAGCUUUGAAUUAAAAAGCAGAGGAUCAGCGAUAGUGAUUAGGGCCAAUGAUGCUGACUCCCAAGAAGACACUCGCAUGCAGCUGCUAGAUGUUAGGAAAUGAUUGUAAAAUUCGUGGAUGCAUCGUUGGUGCCACUUGUUGCACCUUUCUUGAGGAGCGAGUCAUAUGAAAAAUUAAUAGGAAAAAAAAACUAGGUGAAACAGAUCUUAAAGCAAGUUGUAUAUUUCAAUCAAAGCCCCUUCAUAACAAGUAGCAUUACUUGUUACCAAGUGGGUCAUGAUUGAACAACGAAACAAAAACAAUCAAACAAAAAAUUCGAUCAAUUUAAUGAGAAUGGAAUCCCCCAAGCUUUUUGCAUAA